Messenger RNA from Dermacentor silvarum, 1471 nucleotides. Its product is annotated as progestin and adipoQ receptor family member 3. Gene Ontology annotation, cellular component: membrane. Bases 10 to 888 code for a protein of 292 amino acids. The record is from RefSeq and is a predicted model, not a curated record. NCBI's taxonomy places the organism in Eukaryota, Metazoa, Arthropoda, Arachnida, Ixodida, Ixodidae. Gene Ontology annotation, molecular function: signaling receptor activity. The transcript has a single exon.
GCUCGCGCGAUGGAUGCGACCGUCGAAUACGCGCCUGAGCAGCCACGGCCGGCCGGCCACAGGCCGCAUGACCGCCACCGCAAGCUCCGGGAGCCUCAUCGGGCCAAGCUGCGGCGAUUCGAAGAGGUACCGGCGUUCAUGCGGCCGAACCCGUUCAUUCGCGGGGGCUACCGCGUCCUCUACACCCCUCGGCAGUGCCUGCGAAGCGUGUUCCAGUGGAACAACGAGACGAUAAACAUCUGGACGCACCUCGGCGGGCUCUUUCUGUUCGGCGCCGCGCUCGUCCGAGAUGUCCGGUACCGGCUACCCGCCGUCAAGGCGAGCCUCUCCGACUCCGUGGUCGUGGUGGCCGUGGUGUGCGCGUACAUCACCACGCUGUCGCUCUCCGUACUGUACCACACGUUCAACUGCCACUCCAAGGAGGCCUACUACAAGCUGCUGCGCUACGACAUGGCCGGCGUCGGCCUCAGCCUGGGCUCCACCUUUUCGUCCGGCGUCAUCCUGGCCUUCCGGGAGCACGCCUUCUUCAUGUACCUGUACGUGUCGCUCGAGGCGCUCCUGCUGGUGUUCAUUGUCGCCACGCCGCACUGCGAGAACAGCAGGGUCCUCUGCAGCCUCGCCGUGUUCGGGCUGGUGCCCACGCUCCACUGGCUCUACCUGGCGCCGCCUUACAUGCCGCUGAUUCUGCCCCGCGUGGCGCUGGUGUUCGUCUACGCGGCCAUCGCGUUCUUGGUGCUCGAGGGGCGCUUUCCGGAGCGGCUGUGGCCCGGUCGCUGCGACUACGUGGGCGCCAGCCACCAGAUCUGGCACGUGCUGGUCCUCCUGAUGACCUACUGGUGGCACGAGACGGCGUUCGAGUUCGUGCGAUGCAAGAACGGCUUUUGCUGAUCGCGCCGAGUGCCUGAGCGGUGGUUGAGCGGUUGUGCAACUGACGCCCUACCGGUUUCAUUUGUACGCAAGGAACGAGGCUGGUGCCAUCGACGACGUGUUAAGGUUUAUGCCAGCCGUUACAUGCCACGUCUAUCGCGUUCUUUUUUUUUUUUCCCCCGUCCAAAUCGUUGUAGCGCAUAUGAUACCUUAGUUGUGGCUCCGCAAUCAGCACGGAACGGGUAAAAAUUGAUGAAAUUAGAAAAUUGUACUCUUUGAAGUUCGCAAUAAUAUAGCAAGUAAAAUAAAAUCGCCCGCUGCUUGUUCCGGUCGCCCGAUGUUGCUAUGUCGCCCAAAAAGAUACGGGUUUUUGUGAAAACGAAGUGGCAGUCGUUGUUAAAAAAUGGCAGCUAUUGAAAGUUCCUUCCCGAGCUACGCUAAAGAGCAUCUACACAUUCAAUGCGAAAUACAUGCAGCUGUUGAAUGACAUCUGUUCACGUCCGCAGCGGUAGGAGCAAAAAAAAAAAUGUAUUGAAAAGCAACAUGCCCAGGAGCUAUACUUCGGAUUGAAAGAACGACACGGGAAUGAAAGCGAAGUAAAAGA